Molecule: messenger RNA, 1911 nt
Organism: Neopsephotus bourkii (Bourke's parrot)
Lineage: Eukaryota; Metazoa; Chordata; Aves; Psittaciformes; Psittacidae
Product: FH2 domain-containing protein 1-like
Exons: 9
Coding region: 1-1911 (636 amino acids)
Source: RefSeq, a predicted model, not a curated record
AUGGGUCAGUGCUGGCCCCGGCAGUGCUGGGAGCGGUUGCACUGGAUGAUGUUGAAGCUCUUUCCCAGCGCAGCUGAUCCGAGGGUUCAGUUCCCGCACCCGUCGGGCUCCGGGGCUGGGUUGGGCUCCGGGUGGGUAUCAGGAUUAAACCCAUCCCAGGGCGCAGCCGCUGCCCUGGCUCGGGGGGGUUGGUUCAUUCCCACCGCCCUUUGCCGCUCCAGUUCCUGCUCCUGCAGCGCCGCUGGGACCGGCCCAGCCCGGCCGGGAGUGCGCGGGGGACAGCGGGGUUCGGGGUGUCCUUUGCGGGGGCAGAGCCUGCAGCGGGGCCGGAGCCGGGGCCAGCCGCGAGCGGGACAACGGGACGGGCUCAGCGCCCUCCGCCGUUACCCGCUGCCCGGGGCGGGGCCGGGGGCGGAGCUCCGCAGCCACAGGUGCCGUUGUCCCGUCCCGGCCAUGGGCUCCCCGGUCCCGGCCAUGGGCUCUCCGGUGCCGCCGCCGCCGCCGGUGCCGCCGCCGGUGCCGCCGCCCCCCCCCGCGCUGUCGCCGGGUGCGCGGCUGCGGGCGCUGCACUGGGAGCCGGUCCCCGCCUGGCGGGUGCGGGGCCGCCGCUCGGUCUGGGCCCCGCCGCCCGCUCCGCUCCCGCCGCUGGACCUGCCCCGGCUGCGGGCGCUGUUCCGGGAGCCCCGCGGGGCCGCCCCGGGGCAGCGCCCGGCGCCCGCGGCCGCGCUGCUGGAGCACAAGCGGAGCCUCGCCCUCGGCGUCUUCCUCAAGCAGCUCAAGCGCCCCGUCGAGCAGGUUGUGCGGGACAUCGAGGAGGGCGUCGGGGCCCCCUAUGGGGCAGAGAAGCUUCUGGAGCUGUCCCGGCUGCUGCCCAGCGCCGCGGAGGUCGCCCGGCUGAGAGCGCACCCCGGCAGCCCCCGGCAGCUCCCCGAGCCCGAGCGCUUCAUGGUGCUGCUGACUCGGGUGCCCAGCUACGCCCAGCGCCUGGAGCUGCUGGUGCUGCAGGAGGAGUUCUCGCCCCGGCUCCGCGCCCUACGCGGCUCCAUCCAGACCCUGGCGGCCGCCGGUGCCGAGCUGCUGGAGUGUGAGGAGCUGCACCGCAUCCUGCACCUCAUCCUGAGCGCCGGCAACCACCUGAACGCGGGCGGCUACGCCGGCAGCGCCGCCGGAUUCCGCCUCGCCUCGCUGCUCAAGCUGCCGGACACCAAGGGCAACGAGCCCGGCAUGGACCUGCUGCACUUCGUGGCCAUGGAAGCGGCGCGGAUGGACAGGACCCUGCUGGAGUUCCCGGAGAAGCUGCGCCACGUGGGCCUGGCGUCGCGCAUCGACGCGGCCGAGGUGGAGCGGGAGCUGCGGCGGCUCGCGGGGCGGCUCGCGGGGGCGCGCGGGCUGAGCGCGGCGGCGCCGUUCCUGCGCGCGGCCGAGGAGGAGCUGCGCGCGGCCUGGCGCGCGCUGGAGCAGCAGCAGCGCGCGGCCGCCGCCACGCUCGAGUUCUUCUGCGAGGAGGCGGCUGCGGGCGCGCUCCCGGCGCUCUGCUCCGUCCUGCACCGCUUCGCGCUCGCGCUGCGCGCGGCCGCGGGUGACAACGGCCGCCGUGAGCAGGCGCAGCGCCGGCGGCAGCAGCUGGAGCGCGGGAAGCGCCACUCCAUCGCCUCCUGCUCCGCGCCCACCGACACCGGCCCCGCCGCCCAGCGCCGCCUCCCGCUCACCCCGCAGCCCCCGCGCCGCGGCUCCGAGCCCGCCCCGCGCCAGCAGGAACCGCCCGGCCCCGCGCCGCCGCCCCCGGCCGCUGCUGCCCCCGAGCCGCCCCCCUCGGGCCCGGGCCCGGCCGCCCCCCGCCAGGGCUGGGCCCUGCUGCGCCUCCUGCGGCGCCUGGCGGCGGGGCCGGGCCGCGGGGCGCCCCCCAGCUGA